AUGAAGUGGGUUUAUAAAGAAGACAAUCCUUUUGAGAGGAGGCGUGCAGAAGGCGAAAAAAUCCGUCAUAAAUACCCAGACAGAAUUCCAGUUAUUGUUGAAAAAGCGCCUAAGGCCCGUCUCAAAGAGUUGGAUAAAAAGAAAUAUUUAGUUCCAUCGGAUUUAACUGUCGGACAGUUUUACUUCCUUAUCCGCAAAAGGAUUCAACUGCGGCCAGAGGACGCUCUGUUCUUUUUUGUAAACAAUGUUAUCCCGCCGACCAUGACGACAAUGGGACAGCUUUAUCAGGAUCACCACGAAGAGGAUCAGUUUUUAUACAUCGCUUACAGUGACGAAAGUGUUUAUGGCGGGCAACGUUUAUAA
This is a messenger RNA of Enterobius vermicularis (human pinworm), 363 nucleotides long. Lineage: Eukaryota; Metazoa; Nematoda; Chromadorea; Rhabditida; Oxyuridae. The record is from the annotation of a GenBank genome assembly.